Rhizoctonia solani is the source of this 1107-nucleotide messenger RNA. RefSeq names its product Retrotransposable element Tf2 protein. Gene Ontology annotation, molecular function: nucleic acid binding. Lineage: Eukaryota; Fungi; Basidiomycota; Agaricomycetes; Cantharellales; Ceratobasidiaceae. The record is from RefSeq and is a predicted model, not a curated record. Gene Ontology annotation, biological process: DNA integration. The coding region runs from base 1 to 1107 and encodes 368 amino acids. The transcript is spliced from 2 exons.
AUGAAGUCAUCCGCCAAAGAAUGGGUGGAAUGUUGUCCUACCUGCCAAGCCAAUUGUCGCGCCCAUGCCCCUGUUAUUGCCCUGAAGCCCUUAGAAGUUCCCCCCUUCCCAUUCCACACAAUAUCCUAUGACUUCAUUACAGGAUUUCCCAAAUCUAGCGGGCACAACGCAAUCCUGGUGGUAAUUGAUUCCUUUUCCAAAUUUGGCCAUUUCAUCCCGACCACAAAGAAGAUCACAGCCAAGGGCCUAGCAGACCUGUUCACUACCCACUUCCUCAAAGCCCUUUACCAACAAUUGGGAAUCAAACCUUCCUUCUCAUCGGCUUAUCACCUGGAAUCAGAUGGCCAAACAGAACGAGUUAACCAAUUCAUUGAGUUUUACCUCAGGUCAUACGUAGCAGCCAAUCACUCAGACUGGGCUACUUGGCUCCCCUUGGCAGAAUAUGCGUACAAUAAUGCCAAACAUGCCGCCACCAGGAAAACCCCCUUUGAACUGGUUUAUGGAAGAAACCCAGUAAUGAACCCGUCAAACAUCCCAGCCAAUGUACCAGAAGCAGACGCUGUAGCAGAUACCCUAGCCCGGGAAUGGAAGGAGGCGGAAGCAGCCCUGAGGAUGAGCAAAGAACGGAUGAGCAGGAAUCAAGGAAUUGUGCCGGAAUACUCAAUAGGCAAAAGGGUUUGGCUAGAUGGGAGGAAUGUUGAACUUAGGACCAAUUCAAACAAGCUAGACCCCAAGCAACUUGGCCCCUUCAAAGUCAUUGAGAAAAUCUCUAGCCACGCCUACCGCCUAGAGUUACCGGAAUCUCUGAAGAUCCAUAACGUGUUCUAUGUGGGAUUAUUAUCUAGGAGCCACAAAUCCCCAAGUCAGCCUUUUCCAGAAAGACCCCCUCCUGAAACAAUAGAAGGGGAAGAAGAAUAUGAGGUUGAACAAAUCAUUGACUCUAAGCGACAAAAGGGAAAAUGGUUUUACUUGAUUAAAUGGAAAGGGUAUGGACCAGAGGACAAUUCAUGGGAACCUGAAGAACUGCUGGAUCACAGCCAGGAAGAGAUCAAGCGCUUCAACCAAGCUAGACUCAGAAAGGCUUGUGACGCCGCCAAGAGCCUUUAA